Messenger RNA from Gasterosteus aculeatus aculeatus (three-spined stickleback), 3135 nucleotides. It is a transcript of the gene glrbb, whose product is annotated as glycine receptor, beta b. Gene Ontology annotation, cellular component: postsynaptic membrane. Gene Ontology annotation, molecular function: transmembrane signaling receptor activity; extracellularly glycine-gated chloride channel activity. Gene Ontology annotation, biological process: monoatomic ion transmembrane transport; chloride transport. The record is from RefSeq and is a predicted model, not a curated record. Lineage: Eukaryota; Metazoa; Chordata; Actinopteri; Perciformes; Gasterosteidae.
AUCUGUCUCCGUCUAUUUUUAAUUUAUAUCUUUGCCGCAGUGCUGUCAUGCUAAUUAAAGAAACAAGUAUACUGUAAAUACCUUUAGUUUUCUCCCAUGAACACAGACAAGCUCUCGAUAAAUGUGCUUGAGACAUCAGUAAAAAUGUAUUUCCUUUGAUGCAACACUUUGUUGCAUAUUUAGCGUGCAUUACAACUCUGGUUGGCUUCUUUCCGCAAAAGCAGUUCAUGGUGGUGUUGAUUGACACAUACAGGCUGGUAUGGGAAGAGCAAAGAUGUGACCUACGGCAUAGUCUCGAAUCGAAUUCUGGAUAUUAUAUUGAGCUACUGUUACCUCAAAUGUCAAGCCUCUACAUUCUGUCACUGUUUCUUUCACUUUUUACUGCGUAUUAUCUUGCAAGUACCCAUCUUUAAAGUGUUUACAGUGUAGGUGUCACACUGUAGUGGCCUUCAGUCUCAAAGGGAUGGCCAUAAAAAUAACGUGGCGGGCGAUCGACGAUAUCUGCGUCUGACUGAUGGUCUUCUGCAGUCUUCAGGUAGUUUCCACCCUCUGGCCCUUGGCAGCAGAGGCGGUGGAUGUUUUAUGUAUUAUGAGCAGAACCAGCUCCUUUACUGAAUGCCUGCCUCCGCUCUAGCAGCCAAACAUCUGCUCCUGAUUCCAGGUCGGGCUGAAAGUUCCCCCUCCAUUAACAUCCAUGUCAUAAUCUUCCAAACUACAUCCUGGACUGAGGCUUGUGAACUGCUUUGCCCAGGCCCAUAAAAAGAAUUCCCGUGGAAGACAGAGUGAACAUUUUCAUCAACAGUUUUGGCUCCAUUCAAGAAACAACUAUGGAUUACAGGGUCAACAUCUUCCUGCGGCAGCGAUGGAACGACCCCAGGCUGAAGCUGCCGACGGACUUCAAGUCCGAUUCUCUCACCGUCGAUCCGAAGAUGUUCAAGUGUCUGUGGAAACCCGACCUGUUCUUCGCCAACGAGAAGAGCGCCAACUUUCACGACGUCACGCAGGAGAACAUUCUCCUCUUCAUUUUCCGCAAUGGAGACGUCCUCAUCAGCAUGAGGUUGUCGGUCACCCUUUCCUGCCCUCUGGAUCUCACGUUGUUCCCCAUGGACACACAGAGGUGUAAGAUGCAACUUGAAAGCUUUGGCUACACGACAGACGACCUGCAGUUUAUGUGGCAAACAGGCGACCCGGUGCAGAUGGACGCCAUCGCUCUGCCACAGUUUGACAUCAGACAAGAGGACAUUGAUUAUGGAAACUGCACAAAGUUCUAUUCAGGAACAGGCUACUACACUUGUGUAGAGGUUAUCUUCACUCUGAGGCGGCAGGUUGGAUUCUACAUGAUGGGCGUCUACGCCCCCACGCUGCUCAUCGUGGUCCUCUCCUGGCUCUCCUUCUGGAUCAACCCGGACGCCAGUGCCGCCAGGGUGCCUUUGGGCAUCCUCUCGGUGCUCUCGCUGUCCUCCGAGUGCACCUCGCUGGCUUCGGAGCUGCCCAAAGUGUCCUACGUCAAGGCCAUCGACGUCUGGCUCAUCGCUUGCCUCCUGUUCGGUUUCGCCUCGCUGGUGGAGUACGCCGUGGUCCAAGUGAUGCUCAACAGCCCCAAGCGCAUCGAGGCGGAGAAGGCCAAGAUAGCGGCCAAGGAGAAGGCUCUGGGAAAGAUCCCCGCUGCCAAGAACAACGCGCUCAACGGCACGGGGGGGACGCCGCUUCAUGUCAGCACCCUGCAGGUGGCGGAGACGCGCUGCAAGAAGGUGUGCACCUCUAAAUCGGACCUGCGGACCAACGACUUCAGCAUCGUGGGGUCGCUGCCGCGCGACUUUGAGCUGUCAAACUUUGACUGCUACGGGAAGCCCAUCAAUGACGCCAUUGCCCACGGCAAGUCCAAGGCCAAGCACCAAAAGAGACCCCCUCCCCCGAAGCCGGUCAUCCCCUCAGCGGCCAAGAGAGUCGACCUGUACGCCCGGGCCCUCUUCCCGUUCUCCUUCCUCUUCUUCAAUGUGGUUUAUUGGUCCGUGUACUUGUGAUUAUUUAGUAGUAAAACCGACCCCACUUCACUGCCACCAGUUCGUUGUUGAUCUGACUACCUUCGAGAAUUCCAAAGUGAAUGUGUUUACAUGUUAGUCUGCUGGUUUUAGUCUCGUUAUUGAUCGUAUUCAGGAUAUGGCGUUUACGUGGGAUGUGAACAACCUGGCUGUUCAUAUCCCUGCGCACGUGAUCUUUACACUGUCCAGGUUUCCGAUCGUCUGCCUGCAGGUAUUCUCACCAUCACAGCCUCGGUGUUCUGUACCUAACACUCCCAAACUCGGAGACGGCCCGAGGGAUCCCGCUUUCUAUCGGAGCACUGCGGCCGUUGUGUGCAGGCUUCUGAAACACGGAGAUGAUGUUUACAUGACAAACGGAUAACAGGGAUAGUCCUAAAGCCACAUCCGGCCCAGGAGUGUGAAAAUACAUUUUAAUAUACCUUAACGACACAACGUAUUUGCUUAGAAGAAGAUAAAACAAUGUAUUGUUACAUUUAUAUUUACAUGAAAAAAGAAAACUUUCACAAUUUGUGUAUCAAAUAAUACUAAUACUUGAUAUUUGUAAAACAAAAAUGUAAAUACAACAUCUUGAAAUCUAUCAUUUAUUGAUAAUGGUACUUGAAAGGUUAAUACAGGAUUGCAACACUUUGGGGUAAGAGCUGAUCAGAGGAAGCACAGAUCUAUAAAAGAGCAUUUGUAAAUAUUAAAUUAAUUUUAACUUUGCGAAAUGGGAUUCUGCCCCAGAAGUUUAAUCUGUUUCCAUAUUUAUUCAUGCUCCAGUGCAAUUAAAGUGCAUGUUAAAAAAAAAGUUAAAUUGCAUGUAUACGAAGAUAAAUUCUAAAUAUCUAUAUAUAAAGUAUUUAUUUCCUUUUUAUCCUUUUUCUGAUUUGCUCUUGAGAAGAUAAUGGGAUAUGUGAAAACACUGCGUUCUUGUUCAGAUGGUUAUGUUACACUGCCACCAUUCCAACAGAUUCAAUGUUUGAAUGUUCACCCACUCGUAGCGUGUGUAAAUGGGUCACUACCGAGCUGUGACCAUGUGUUUGUGAUGUUUACAAAUAAAUGACCAAAACACUUUUCACCAUUUGAUGUGAUUAAAAUGAAUUAUUGAACACUG